This is a messenger RNA of Xenopus tropicalis (tropical clawed frog), 1014 nucleotides long. It is a transcript of the gene calcb, whose product is annotated as calcitonin-related polypeptide beta. The transcript is spliced from 5 exons. The record is from RefSeq and is a predicted model, not a curated record. Gene Ontology annotation, molecular function: hormone activity. Lineage: Eukaryota; Metazoa; Chordata; Amphibia; Anura; Pipidae. The coding region runs from base 112 to 507 and encodes 131 amino acids. Gene Ontology annotation, biological process: signal transduction. Gene Ontology annotation, cellular component: extracellular region.
GCUUUGGAGUCUCCAUUGAGGAGCAUUGAGAAUUGGAUCCAUUAGUUGAAAGAAUUGUCCUGACCCAGUUUUACUGCAACAAGGGAACUGCCACUGGGCUGGGAGAACAUUAUGGUUGUACUGAAGAUCUGGUCCCUGCUUGCUGCCCUCGCCCUGGUACUGUGCCAGAUGCCCAGCUCCCACGCAGUGCCCGUCAGACCUGGGCUGGAGGCAGCGGCAGAGAGAGUUGCAGUCAGUGACUAUGAAGCUCGCCGGUUACUCAGCGCUUUGGUGAAAGAGUUCGUACAGAUGACGGCAGAAGAAAUGGAACAAGCGAAUGAAGGGAACAGCAGCAGUAGCAGUAGCAGUGUGACGGCACAGAAGCGAGCGUGUAACACGGCCACCUGCGUAACGCACCGCCUGGCAGACUUUCUCAGCAGGUCAGGGGGAAUGGGCAAGAACAACUUCGUGCCAACCAACGUGGGCUCCAAGGCAUUUGGCAGAAGGCGGAGGAGCCUUUACUUCUAAAUGGAGGGAUUACAUCAGGAAUAUGAUCGCCAUGCCAACGGGACUUCCGAGUCGCCCUUCUUCCAGAAACCACAUGACGAGAGCCAAACCAACAAACCGCCCCGCAUUCAGCUAGAACCCCAUGAUCCGAUUUCCUUUCCGUUUGCGUUCGGCGCCACUAGAGCACUUCCGUUACUCGCCCACCAAACCGACCAAUCAUUAUAUUCUUAUAUAUUUUUUUUUAUAUUUUCAAAUAAAAUGUCAUGGCAUAUAGUGACGAUUUCUUUGCCGGCAGAUAUAUAUAAAUACGUGCAACGUGACGGACGCGGUGUGUCAUGCGCAGUCUGCGAAUCUCGGGGAUUAUACACUAUAGCUGCCCGUGUUGUCGUGCCUUGAUGUAUAACAUGACUGAUUGUACAGUAUAUUUAAGAAGAAAAAGAGAAAAAAAAAAACAAAAAAAAAAAAUUAUAAGAGAGAAAAAUUCUUCGACAUUGUAUCAAUUGUGAAUUUCAGCAAGAUUAAAAAAAA